Molecule: messenger RNA, 2105 nt
Organism: Aspergillus ruber CBS 135680
Lineage: Eukaryota; Fungi; Ascomycota; Eurotiomycetes; Eurotiales; Aspergillaceae
Product: SMP-30/gluconolactonase/LRE family protein
Exons: 2
Coding region: 294-1610 (438 amino acids)
Source: RefSeq, a predicted model, not a curated record
GAGCCCCCACGAAUGCGAAUAGUCGUAGGGUCGGGCUAGAUCAUAAGCCCUAACGGUCGUCUGUAAGCCGUAAGCAUUUUCGCAUUGUCAUGUAAGAGCUUAAUUCAUCAGGAACGAAGCUGACUGCUUGAGCUGUUCGGCUCCUUCAAUGGGGCCAUUGGGCAUGAGAGUGGCAUUCAUGAUGAGAGAGGUGGCAGCCAUUGCCAGCCGAGCGCAAUAAAAGCCCCGUGUCUGGCUUGGUUCUAUCAUUCAAGUCUGUCCGCCUGAGCUUCGCAUGAGCACCGGUCAACAACAUGUCUGCCCUCUCUCUCCUCCCGCUGGCCACUGCCACUCUCUUCACGGCAGGUGUUUCUGCCAGCACAAUUCACGCUAGAAACUCCUCUAGCCAGAGCGCACCUGUGGCCUACAUUUGUGGACCCAAGACUGCCAACAUCACCUGCAUCAAUCGAUACCAGAGUGUUCUCCCUCCGUCUUUCUCGCGCGACGCCGAUCCAACUGUCGGAUACUCUGGCACAUUGGUCCCUGAUGACCCGUCAUGGGCAUCCCUCGUCCCCGACGCAGAUUUCGUUAUUUUCGACAAGAAGCGCGGACUCGAGCUGCUGGGCGCGUCUCCGAAAAUCAUCCACAACUACAUCCCCGUGCUGAAUGUCAUCCACGAAGCCCCGAUCUAUGUUCCCGAGAUCAACAAGCUGUUCACCACCCAAGAUGGACCUCCGGGGAAUCUGACCAACAUCAUGAUCGAUUUGAAUGUCGAUCCUCCCAAGGUUGAGGCCUUCGUGACGGACCCACCCAUUUACCAACCAACAGGAGGUAUCCUGCAUGAUGGAAUGAUCUACUGGGCCGUCCAGGGCAACAACGUGACUCUUCCCAAUGGACUGAAGCAGCGUCCUGGUGUCGCGAGGGUUGAUCCCAAGACUCUCAAGGCCGAAUGGCUGCUGAACAACUACUACGGAUUCUUCUACGGAGGCUUGAAUGACCUGACGGUCGACAAUGUCGGCGACGUCUGGUUUACUGACAGCGACUACGCCUACGGCCUGGGCCUCUCCAACAUGUCCAACCAAAACCAACUAGCCACAUACCGUUUCCGCCCAUCCACCGGCGAAGUCCAAAUCGCCGACGCCAGCCUCCAGCACCCCAACGGCAUCACCUUCUCCCGAGAUGGCAAAACCCUCUACGUGACAGACUCGGGCCUGGAAACGGUCGGCCCGGACGCCAGCACGCAGGGCUUCUACGACUACCCAAUUCGGAUCUACUUCACGUCGACGAACGCGCGCAACGUGUAUGCGUGGGACGUGGAGCGCACUACUGAUACGGGAGCGCCGAUUCUCAAGAACAAGCGAAACAUCUUUCAGUCGCUGGAGGGAAGUCCCGAUGGGAUCAAGGUGGCGGCUAAUGGGUAUCUGGUUGUUGGGUCGGGGUUGUCGAAUGGAGUUGAUAUAUUGGAUCAGCAUGGAUCGGUUAUCGCGAGGAUUCAGACGAAUCAUCCGGUUGAGAAUAUUGCGUGGGCCGGCGAGGAUUUGAAGACGCUGUUUUUGGUGGGAAUUGGAGGAAUCACCAAGGUGGAUUUCGAUCUGCAGGGGCCAGAUCCGAAUAAUUACUUUGUUAAAUAGAGGCUUUCCGAGUUCACCGUGGACAAGCUAGAUUAAUAGAUAGUCCUAUUUAUGGCAUUGUCCAUGGUAGAAACAGUAAUGGCCUUUAUGAAGUGUACGGAGUGGAAAUUGUGCCCAAGAACAUGAUGAGACAGUAUCGCACGAGAUAAUGAAAGAAGGUACUUGAGAUACCCUGCUUCUAGACUUUUCAAGAUUUAGGAAAAUUAUCUAAGGACUGCCGGCAAAUUGACAAUAUCCGAUCUAUGUGACUACACUUAGAAAGUAGAAUGAACCUACCUACAUCUCACAUCUCACAAAUGUACAUUACAAACGCAUCCGACUAGCCUCAUGCCGGCACAUGGCUGCUGCGGCAUAUCGUGAUGCUGUAAAGUUCCAGGCGGGCCUUUCUCGUAUUUUUGACACGGACACGAGAGCCAGUCAUGCAAGAAUCAUGAAUAUUUCUCAACCACGGCGGGUGUCAGCGUGGGGAAUUUCUAUAAGCGCUAGUGUCUGGAG